AUGGCUCUGAUCACGGGCGUCUCUUCCUUUGACGUCUUCGCUGCCGGUCACCUUCGCAUCGCUGAAGGCUUGUUCGCGACUUGCCGGUUCUUCGCUUUCGCGCCUAUUGUCGUCAUGCUGUGGGUGAUGGUCUCGCCGACAAAGUCGACUAACGAGGUUUUCGGGAAGUUCAGGGACUAUACCGGCACGUGGUCGAGUGUCGGGGUCUCUGUCCUAGCAGGUCAGGUGACCGGCAUCUUUGCGUGUGCACGGAGCGAUGCUCUUGCACAUCUUUCGGAAGAGGUGGAGGAUGCUGCUGUGGUUGUGCCUAGGUCGAUGGUUUGGACUUAUGCUUUGAGCUUUCCUUUCACGCUCAUCGUCCUGCUCACCUAUUGCUUCAAUAUCGGCUCUGUAGAAGAAGCUCUGCAGUCAACUCACCCUCUUGUCUACGUCCUCUGCAAUGCCCUCUCCGCCGCCGGCCCCACGACUGGCUUCGCCAUGAUCAUCCUCAUCCUCCUCGCCAUGAUCACCAUCAGCGCCCUGGCCUCCGCCUCCCGCCAAAUCUUCGCCUUCGCGUACGUCUUCCCCACCCCCAACAAAACCUCACCUCACUUCACUGACGCAAUGGUAGCCGCGACAACGGCCUUCCCUUCUCCCCUUGGCUCCGCCGGGUCGACCCUCGCUACCGCGUCCCCUCCAACUCUGUCCUCUCGCUGA
Saxophila tyrrhenica is the source of this 696-nucleotide messenger RNA. RefSeq lists its product as uncharacterized. The record is from RefSeq and is a predicted model, not a curated record. The transcript has 3 exons. The coding region runs from base 1 to 696 and encodes 231 amino acids. NCBI's taxonomy places the organism in Eukaryota, Fungi, Ascomycota, Dothideomycetes, Mycosphaerellales, Extremaceae.